Molecule: messenger RNA, 5315 nt
Organism: Gambusia affinis (western mosquitofish)
Lineage: Eukaryota; Metazoa; Chordata; Actinopteri; Cyprinodontiformes; Poeciliidae
Gene: scai
Product: suppressor of cancer cell invasion
Exons: 17
Coding region: 349-2049 (566 amino acids)
Biological process (GO): DNA-templated transcription
Cellular component (GO): nucleus
Molecular function (GO): transcription corepressor activity
Source: RefSeq, a predicted model, not a curated record
UUAAGGUUCGGCGUCGAUGAGAACCUUUGUGUGUGAGGCUCUUAUUGUGGAGGGUUUGACCCGGAAGCAGCUAGCAGCGGAGCCGCAGAGCAGCGGCCGUCCUCCGGAUUCCUGCCCCGCUCCCAGAGCCUCUCUCUCGGCGGUGACAGACAGCUCCUGUGGCUCCGCGCUGCCGGUGGCUCCAGGCGGUCCGGCCGGGAUCUGCGACCCAGUGGGAUGUUAGUGAGUCCGGGCUUCUCACACGGAGCUGCUCGGAGCUUUUCUGCCCGCAUCCGAGACAAGGAGCAUCUCCGCGGUUCUUCACCACCAUCCUCAUCCUCAUCUUCGGCUGCAGAGGUGUGAAACGUCAUGACUGGAGCUGAGACUGAGGACGACAUUCCUCUAGGAGAACGGAAAACCGUCACCGACUUCUGCUACCUGCUGGAUAAAUCCAAGCAGCUGUUCAAUGGGCUCAGAGAUCUUCCUCAGUACGGACACAAGCAGUGGCAGUCGUACUUCGGCCGGACCUUCGACGUUUACACCAAGCUGUGGAAGUUCCAGCAGCAGCACAGGCAGGUUCUGGAUACCAGGUACGGCCUGAAGAGAUGGCAGAUCGGAGAGGUGGCCUCCAAGAUCGGACAGCUCUACUACCACUACUACCUCCGGACCUCAGAGACCAGCUACCUGAACGAAGCCUUCUCCUUCUACUCGGCCAUCCGCCAGCGCUCCUACUACUACCAGGUCAACAAGGAGGACAGGCCUGAACUGGUGGUGAAGAAGCUCCGCUACUACGCUCGCUACAUCGUCGUGUGUUUACUGCUCAACAAGAUGGACCUAGUCAAAGUUCUGGUGAAGGAGUUAUCGGAGGAGAUCGAAGACUACACCCAGCGCUUCAACACGGAGGACCAGCUGGAGUGGAACCUGGUUCUGCAGGAAGUGGCAGCUUUCAUCGAGGCCGACCCGGCCGUGGUUCUGAACGACAACAGCUCGGUGUUGGUGACCAGCCACCGGCUGCAGGACGGCAGCGUUCCCCCGCUGGAGCAGGGCAUGGUGGUCGGCCAGCUGCUCCUCGCCGACGCCCUGAUCGUCGGCAACUGCAACAACCAGGUCAAGUUCAGUGAGUUGACCGUCGACAUGUUCCGGAUGCUCCAGGCUCUGGAGAGGGAACCCGUCAACCUGGCAACGCAGACGUCCAAACAGGCAACGCUGGAGCCCAGUGAGAAACCAGCCAAGAGAGAAAACCCCCAUAAGUACUUGCUGUACAAGCCGACCUUCAGCCAGCUCUACACCUUCCUGUCGGCUUCCUUCAAGGAACUUCCUGCCAACAGCGUCCUGCUGGUUUAUUUAUCGGCUACUGGAGUUUUCCCAGUGACACAUUUAGACUACGAAGCAGGUCCGUAUGACUUCGGCGGCGUUCUGACCAACACCAACAGGGACGUGGUGAACGGGGAGACGGUCCAGAAGAGGAACCAGGCCCAGAAAGAGAUGCACUGCCUUCAUCCUGGAGAUCUGUUUCCUUUCACCCGGAAGCCGCUCUUCAUCGUCGUGGAUUCCUCAAACAGCACCGCCUAUAAGAACUUCUCCAACCUGUUUGGCCAGCCGCUGGUGUGUCUGCUCUCCCCGACCGUUUACCCAAAGAGCGUCCAGGAUCAGUCUCAGCGCGGCAGCCUCUUCACGCUCUUCCUGUACUCUCCUCUGCUGGGCUUCUCCUCCGUCUGCGGCCUGAGCAGCGUGCGGCGCGGCCUGUGGGAGCGCGCUCAGGACUUCCUGCAGAAGGUGUUCCGGGACAUCGGCCAGAUGCUGACCCGGUCCCGGAGCAUCGAUCAGGCCUUCCUGCAGUUCUUCGGUGACGAGUUCCUGCGGCUGCUCCUGAUCCGGUUCGUGUUCUGCUCGGCGACGCUGAGGCUACAUAAGCUGUUCCGGGAAUCCCGGAGCUUCCCGGAGUCGUACCCGGAGCUGCCGAAGCAGGACACGGUGGAGAGCGUCCUGCUGCAGAAACAGGUUCUGGAGCUGGCCGCCAUGCUGGACGUUCAGAGCUUAUUCUGGGACGAUUCUCUGGAGAGCUACUAGCGCCUCCGCACCGGACUCAACCAGAACCAGAACCAGAACCCGCUCUGUUCUUUCCUUUGUAGUAUGAAGGUAAUCUUUGUCUUGACCAGUCGCUGACCCGAGUCGGCUGACCCAGUCGCGGCCAGUCUGACCAGUCGCUGACCCGAGUCGGCCCGAGUCGCGCCCGAGUCAUGACCAGUCGCGGCCGAAGUCGCCCGAGUCGCGGCCCGAGUCGCGGCUCCUGUGAACCAGAUCAACAGUAACAUUCCGUGUGUUGUUUUUUAUUUAUUUAUUGUUGUGUCGCGGUGACACCUGGAGGUUUGUUUAUCAGAUGACGGGCUGAGAUGCGUUCAGGUUCGCUCCGUUUAUUCCAGGUUUUUAACCAGAUCAUCUGGUUCCUCUGUGAAUCUUAGAGUUUCUCUUAUUGCUGUGAGUAAAAUUCUUGUCAUUAGUUCUUCUCUGCAGAUAUAAAAGCACAAAACCUUCACAGCGCCCUCUAGUGGGACGCAGCGCUCUGGCUACAGGAGGCCAAACAUUCAGAGUUUUAACUUAAAGGUAAUGAAACUCAGACAGAUUCAUCACACACUGGUGGAUUUCAAGAAUUUAUUUCCAUCCGUGUUACUGGUGCACACUUUUUCCCUCCACUCAACUUUCCAUUUAUAUGUAAUUAGAGCCUCCUGGUGGACGGCGUCAGUAACUGCCCGCUGGUCCAAACCAGAACAUUCCAGUAAAAAGCCUUCUGAUUGGCCGGAUUUAAUGAUCGGCUUUCAUUCAGUGAUAAUCAGAUGAAAAUGAAAAAGCAAAUGAAAUGCUUGAAAUUUGUCACGUUGUGUUUAAUGAAUUUAAUAUUUAAUAAUAUAUGGAGCUGAAGACGAGCCGUUUUCUAGAGCUACAGACAAACACUGACAGGAAUCAUUUUUUAAAGUCCGAUUUUCAACAUGUUAUCACUUCACGGACACACGUCCCAGUUCCAAACCGUUUACUUACUUUAAAUCUGGGAUUGAAUGACAGACAUGGUGAAAACAUGAUUCUGAAAAAUGAAUCCUAUUUUUUCAUUUUCCUACAAACUAAAUAAAUAACUCCGAUUAUUCCUGUCGGUUUUUGUUUGUCUCUAUAAACGUUACUUUAGUUUUUCCUCGGAUCGUCUUCAGGCUGAAUUAUGGAUCCGCGUUCAGACCCGGAUGUGACGGGUUCUGGGUUCUGUGGUCAGAUGGGUUGUCUGCUCUGAACCUGGAACAGAACCGGAUCAAAGGUCGGUUCUGGUUCUGGUUCUGGACAGUUCCCAGAAGUUUGUUUUUGGAUCACGGCUGAUGAAAAACCAGAAUUUUAUUUUUUUUGUCUUUCCAGUAUUUAUUGAUAUCGUCAGAGUGUGUGUGUGUGUGUGUGUGUGUGUGUGUGUGUGUGUGUGUUCAGUCUAUGAUGUUUAACAUGAAGUUGGGAAUCAACCGGAUCAUCUCGGUGACCCGUAAUCAUUUUCCUAAAUCUACAUUCCGACUUUCCCAGCAGAAUCGUCGUGUGAAUUUUUCCCUUGUUGUUUUGCACUUUAUGAGUUCUGGUGUUACUGUCAUUUAGUUUGUUGUGUUUUUAACUCCCAUGGUUCUGUGGACGUUCUGCCGAGCAUGUAGGCUGGUUCUGACCCGACUGUCUGGGGUUCUACAUGGUUCUAGCAGGAGGAGAGAAACUCGGCUUUAAUCUGUAAGAUAGCAAAAAGAAAAGAAAAAGAGAUUUGAGCCACAACAUUAUGACCAGUCGUUUCAGUUUGUUUCUAUGGCAACAGUUCACAAACGAGUCGUUUCCGAUCCAAUCGGUUCAGUUUGUUAUUUAACGGUUAAAAACCCAGCAGAGCGUCGACCUCUGACCUUCAGGACUCAAAGUUUAGAUCUGAACCAGGAAUCAUGAGCAGAAUCAUUCAUGUCUAAUCUAAUUCCUGGUCAUAAUGUUUUGACUCGUCUGCUCUUCAUUGCAGCUAUAAAACAAAAUCUUUUCAGCUUCUGUUCAAACUUUUUACUGUUGUGAUGUUUUCUGUGCUUCGGGUUUUAAAAUGUUCUUUACUUUGAGCUCCGAACAAAAGAAAAGUAAAACGUGAGGAUGAAAUCCAGGAGCCGACCCAGCAGCAGAUGAAGCAGCGGCUCCUUCACUGGACUCAUCUUAACUUUGUAAAUGAAAUGUCAGACAUUAAGGACCACCUUUCAGUUGCUACAUAUCAUUUUUAUAAACAGCAUGACUGUAGAGGUAAAUAAUGUUUCAUGUCAGGAUUUUAAACAGAUCAUCUUCAUAAACCUCUGAAAAUGAACAAGGAGGAAACUGUGAAAUAUUUGUUUCUGAAGCAGCUGAUCUGCAGAAAGAUGCAGAUUAUAGAAAUAAUAAUAAUAAUAAUAAUAAUAAUAAUAAUAAUAAUUCAGCUGGAGAUGCACCAAUCAGAGAGCAGGAAAUCUGUCUCAUUCAGCUGAUGAUUAAAAACUGACAGCGUUUAUGUUCAGGUCAGCGCAGCGUGCUGUGAGGAACGAUGCAUUUAAUUCCUCAGUUUUAUCUUACAUUUCUGUUUUCAAUCUGCAAAAUGUAAAUUUAAAUUUGAGCUGAGAGAAAAGCAGGAUCCUGGUUGGUGCGUCUCUCACCUGAUUCAGCUCUUCACUUCCACCCAGAACCUCAUGGGAUCAUUUCUGGUCAUCUUGUCGGUUUUGCUGUAAGUCGGCUGCAGAGCGCUGACCUGCUGACCUCUGACCUGCUGACCCGGAGCACACAGAGCCGCCUGGGGCUGCAAACCGCAGGAAGCUCGAUUUUACUUUUCUACACUCUGAAGAUCCACAUCAUCCUGAGCUGCUUGUUGUUUCCUUUGUGAUUUGAGUCGUUUGGUUUGACAAAAGAACAGAUGAUGAUCUGUCAGCAUGUUUGUUUAGAAUAGGAAGUGCCAAAGACUGCCGUGUCACAUCCUGGCCACCAUGGAGACCUUCAUGUACCGACGGUUCGUUUUCUGUCGCCAGAAAGAAUCAAUAAAGAAAACAAGAUCUGGCUUCAUAAACCGCCUGGUUUGUCUUUUUACUAAGAAAUGAUUCACAUGGACUGGAGCUGCUGCCACACAGAAACCUGACAGACGGGUCGGGUCGGGUCGGGUCGGACAGCCACUGCUCCUCACGUUCCGAUGCCACCUGUUCCUGACCACAACGACACCAGGGGUCAUCGGAAUAGUUACAGAACCUCUACUGACCCUCUGGUGUUUGAACUGGACCUCAUCCAUCCUGACCUGCUGGAGCUGAGACCUGGAGUUUUGGACCUGGAACCGUUUGGAG